AUGAGCGAUAUCAGUACCAGAAACUCUCAAAGCAGUGAUAGGAAACCAUGGGUCAUUUGGAAGAGGAUCCGAUCACUCUUAGAGCCAAAACAGGCAUCCUUCCGUAAAGUGUAUGCAGCACAUGAAGAUGUGGAUUUUGAACAAUUCACAAAAACUUACUUCAAAACCAUCACAGAUCGUGUCAAAUAUGGCGAGGCCAUUACCAGUAUCCCAAAAAAGUCUCAUUUCACCGCCCCGAAGAAUCCCAUUGUCCUCUGUCAUGGCUUUUCAGGAUUUGAUCGGUUGAUACUGGUACCCUCAAUAGCGCGCAUUACUAGGGUUCUCAAUAACCAUACAGCUUCCAGUAAUUCAGAGCAGCUACUUGAAAAUGACACAGAAGAUUCGAGAAUGAAGGGGCUGUUGGAAGUUGAGUACUGGUUCGGUGUCAAGGAGGCCUUAGAGGCUAAAGGAUGUACCGUAAUAUCUGCGCGCGUACCAGGAUUUGCCAGUAUAGAAGAAAGGGCCAAUACGCUUAACGAAUUCAUAGAACGCGAAACAAAACACUUGCGGCUGUCUCAGAAGUCUAGUGACAUCUAUAACAGCCCAGGUGCUAAAAAUGAGCGUCAGCCUCAUAAGCGCGUAAAAGUCAACUUGAUUGCACACUCCAUGGGAGGAUUGGACAGCCGCUUCUUAAUUUCGAGAAUACCAAACAAGAAUUUCGAGGUUGUGAGUUUAACUACAGUGUCAACUCCUCAUCGCGGCUCCGAGAUGGCUGAUUUUCUCGUAGGUCUUGCGUCUGAUAUGCAAAAAGGCCUUCCCACCGAAUCAACUGUCAAACUACUACCACCUGCUAUCUAUGAGUUGACCACUAGCAGCAUGAAAGAGUUUAACAGAGUUACGCCAAACAGCAAAGAUGUUGCUUAUUUUAGUUACGGCGCUUCCUGUCAGCCAAAAUGGUUUAAUCUUUUCUACGCUUCUUGGCACUUAAUGUUCAGCCUCUCGGGUGGAGAGCUCAAUGAUGGUCUAGUGACUGUGCGGAGCAGCAAGUGGGGCAACUACAUGGGGACCCUGCAAAAUACUGACCACCUUGAUGUUAUAAACUGGAAAAAUCGACUACAGAAAGAAGUUGCGAGCAAAGUGUUCAAAAUCAGUGAUUCAAUUGGAGAACAGGUCCAGCCGGAACUUGAUGUCCUCGACUUUUACUUAAGCAUUGCCGAUAACUUGGCCCAAAGAGGCUUCUGA
Molecule: messenger RNA, 1221 nt
Organism: Lachancea thermotolerans CBS 6340
Lineage: Eukaryota; Fungi; Ascomycota; Saccharomycetes; Saccharomycetales; Saccharomycetaceae
Gene: TGL2
Product: triglyceride lipase
Exons: 1
Coding region: 1-1221 (406 amino acids)
Molecular function (GO): triacylglycerol lipase activity
Source: RefSeq, a predicted model, not a curated record